GACAAGAAAAAGCAGAUGGGAAAGAUGGCCGGUUGAUCUUCAUGAAUGACCGUUGCCUCCACGUGUAGCCGGCAAAUAAUUGCUUAUGCCAUCGCCAAAGAACCUAUCUUAUUCUCCUUUCGCCAUCAUGAAUCGUGGAGAAGUAAUCGGGGCUCUUAACCGGUGGAAGUGGCCUGUAGCUGGUGUAGCAGCUGCUUUUGUAGGGUCAUUGUACACGUUGGGAUUCAGUCAGGUUUUUCAACUGUACGCCUCUGAUGACAAAGAAGUAGCUGGCACUUCAUCUUAUGGCGUCAAAGGACUUCUUAAAAAACUAAUACAUGACUUUAUCCAAGGAGGAAAGAGCCCUGACAAUCCACCGUUAAGUCCCAGCGAAGCCAGCAUGAUUAUCAGAAAAAAUGAGAAACGUGUGGAUGUGAACAGUGGGGUGGUUUAUUACUACGAUACCAACAACUUGGCUUCAAAUAACCCCAUGGAAGAUCGUAACACAGAAUGCAGGAUAAUAAAGAAUAACGGUUUUCUCUUUAGUGUGUUUGAUGGCCAUGGUGGCUGGCAGUGUGCAGAGGCUGUGAAGAAUCGCCUUCCACUUUAUAUUGCACUGUCUUUGCUCGAAAAAUCUGAACUCGGGAGAUUUGAGAAAAAAAUUAUCAAGGAUUUACUAUUGGCCAGUUUGUAUAGCAAUGGAAGUACUUCAGCGAGUUCAAAUACUAAUGAGACAUCGUCUCUUACUACUGAUUACACUUUAUCUAAAAAGCAAGACAUUUUUCAUACUGGGCCAAAGUAUCUAGUCCAAAGUCUGAAGGACGUAUUGAAUGGUGAUGACAAGUUAACCGCAGAGGAAUCCUUGAGCCUUGCUUAUUCGCAGUUGGACGACGAUAUUUCUGCAGAAGCGAUUCCUCUUAAGAUGUUGGAUGAUUCUUUCGUAAUUGGUGCAACUGGUGCUUGUGCAGUUUCUGCUUAUGUUGAAGGAGACAGUAUCUAUCUAGCAAAUUCUGGUGAGUUAAGAGUAUCCCCUCUCCCCCAACCCCCUCAUUUUUAUCUGUCAUUGGGCAGUUGCAUUUUUAGUCCGCACACCCCCUAUUGAGGACAUUCGGAAAAUCCAAGGGAGGGGUAUCUUGAGUUCCCUGGAAAAUCCAAGGGAGGGGUGGUCUGUAAAAGUUGGAUUUCCAAGGGAGGGGUAUCUUGAGUUCUUUGGAAAAUCCAAGGGAGGGGUGGUCUGAAAACGUUGGAUUUCCAAGGGAGGGGUAUCUUGAGUUCUUUGGAAAAUCCAAGGGAGGG
Messenger RNA from Actinia tenebrosa (Australian red waratah sea anemone), 1275 nucleotides. RefSeq names its product pyruvate dehydrogenase [acetyl-transferring]-phosphatase 2, mitochondrial-like. Gene Ontology annotation, molecular function: cation binding. Lineage: Eukaryota; Metazoa; Cnidaria; Anthozoa; Actiniaria; Actiniidae. The record is from RefSeq and is a predicted model, not a curated record.